This is a messenger RNA of Cynoglossus semilaevis (tongue sole), 4931 nucleotides long. RefSeq names its product paralemmin 1b (gene palm1b). The record is from RefSeq and is a predicted model, not a curated record. Gene Ontology annotation, biological process: regulation of cell shape. Gene Ontology annotation, cellular component: membrane. Bases 603 to 1292 code for a protein of 229 amino acids. The transcript has 7 exons. Lineage: Eukaryota; Metazoa; Chordata; Actinopteri; Pleuronectiformes; Cynoglossidae.
CCCCCCCUCCACCACCUUCACCACACCAGCGCUGCGACCUCUCUGUGCACACAAGCACACUAAAGAAACCUGCUCCAGGAACCGGCCGACCGCCGCCCCAUCCUCAGCCCGGGAGAUUUGCACCAACGCCCGGUGCGUCGUGCGUCUUUGUCGCCUCAGAGGAGUCCAUUAUUGACAUAAUCAUUAUCAUUAUUGCCACCAGUGGGCCGUGCGUCCAUGCUGUCCGCGGCAUCACCUCACCACUAACAGUGAGGGUGCCAGCCAAGAGAAGAGGAGGAAGGAGAAGGAGUAGAAGAAGGCGAGGAAGAGUAGAGGAGAAGAAGGAGAAGAAGGAGGAGGAGUGGAUAAGGAAGGGUGGGAGAUCAUCAACACAGGAACAAGAGGACAGUGUUUGACAGAGAACGGGAUCCACAACUGACCUCAGCCCCUUCUUUCGUCCAUCCUUCAUCCUUCCUGGAGCCGUGGUCUGGAACUGAUUAGGGCAGGAAUCUCCAGCAGUGCCCUGCUGCUGUAUUAGCAUGUCUUCAGUGACGGGACGGACACAGUGAUUUGGUGCCAACAGGCAGAUCUUUAACCUCAGUCACUAGGAAGUUGUUGAAGGGAUGGCUGACGUAUCGCAAGAGGAGAGACUCCAGGUCAUCGCAGAGAAAAGGAAGAAGCAGACAGAGAUUGAAAACAAGAGGAGGCAGCUGGACGACGACCGAAGGCAACUGCAGCAUCUCAAGUCUAAGGCGCUGAGGGAGCGCUGGUUGUUAGAUGGAGCUCCAGCUGAAGAGGAGACUCUCUUGCGUCUGCAGGAAGACGAGGUGAAAACCAAACUUCUGGAGCAGGUCAUCUUCAGGCUGGAGCAGGAGAUUGAGGAACUGGAGACAGGCGUUCCAGCAAAUAAGGGCGUGGCCAAAGAAAACGGAGGUGAAAACGGAGUAGUGCAGACCGCUGCUCAGACCCCCAAGAGAGAGGUGACAGGGAUUGAGGCCAAGCUGCUGGGUCCCAGUCCGGACCAGGCGAGUGCAGACAAUCCUGUCACCCUGGUUUUUAUGGGCUACAAGACCGUGGAGGAGGAGCAGGAGAGCUGCAAGGCCCUCGGCAUGGAAGGGGUGGAUGGUAACGUAAAGGCCGAGUUUGUGGUCAUUGAGGACGGCGAGGGAAAAGGGGGCGCGGAUGCCGUUACGGAGGAGCAGCCGCCGCCCAAUGGGAGCAUGGCUGAGAAGGAAACGGCCAAUGGAGGCGGAGAGGAAGUGGAAAAGGAGAAGGAGAAGAAACAGACCUGCAAAUGCUGCACGGUCAUGUGAGCUGUGUGUGUGUAGGUCUAAGUGCGUGUGUGUGUGUGUGUGCGUGUGUGUGUUAGAAUUGGAAAAAAAACAACAACAUCAGAAAUACACAGUCAAUUUACCAACAAUGAGAGCCAAUACACCCUCCAGCUACAACAAGAAACACAAAGACUCAUGCGUACUCUUUGCUCUGUAUAAUGUCUCUGAUAUGUAUUGACUUUUUAAUUUCUAUUGAUAUUUUUCUAUUUUUCUGUCUUGACAUUUAUAUUAUCGUCACUUAUUCAGUAUGUAUAUCUUUAUUAUAAGACUGUGUACUGUAAGUUCAUUGUUAUUGUUGGGAAAAAAAAAGAUACUGUAUUAGCUCUCUGGAUUGUGCUACUACCCACUCUGUUUAAAAUGAAUCUGGAAACGUUAAAACAUUUACAUGGAAAACAUCAAACUAUGAAGGACACAGAUAAGUUAAAAAAAAAAACAAAGGCAAAUAUAUAUAUCUAUAUAUUUCUCUGUGUAGGCCUACCAACUAUUUAUUGGUCAAUUUCAUAUUACAAUAUUGUCUAAGAUAUUAUUUUAAAUAGUAUUUUAAUAUAUUGAUAUGAAAUUAUGUUUUAUACAAUGUAUUUAUUGUUGGGUUUUUUUGGUUCUCUAUUUCAUCUCGGUCGUCCAUUAACUGCAUGUACGUAUCGCUUGUACCAGAUUGGCAUAACACUCAUUACGACUGUCUGUGCUUUAGUCAUUCGAGUCUGUUUUGAUCAGUAACAGUUCCUGUAACUGGCAGUGAUAGACAUGUGCAUUUAUUCUUUUCCAAAAAUCAAAAAAAAAAAAAAAAAGAGGUGUAUUUAACACACACAACAUUGUCAACUGACUCCAAAAAGCCCUGGAACUGACCCUCCAAAAUCACUACCCUAGUACUCACCUAAGGAAUGUUGUUUUUCACAUUGAUUUUACAUCUUCAAAACAACAUAGUGACACACACACACACACCAGUCAAACUGGAGCACUGAGCUGCCUGGUGCUAGGGAGUUUUGAUAGUUACUUAAUAAGGUGUUUGCCAAUGCCAGGGAUUCAAACCAGCAACCCCCCGGAUUUCAACCUUAAACCCUUUAACCACGAGGCCACAGGCUACCCACACAGGACAGACAGUGAUACAGUAUUCUGUCUAGGCUGGACUCAUAUGUGCGCACGGUCAUCCAGCUCAUAACUGAGUUAGACUCCUGUUUUAUCCAGCACAGAACUGCCUAACAACUCACCACACAGACGAUCAGCUAUGGCUCCGAAAAGUGAUUGUUGUUGAUUUUAUCUUUUUUAAAGAGCCAUGAUCUGACUUUGAUGUGUGCUUGGAACAGCCUCUGUUCGGGGGCCUGUAGCCUUAAAUACUGUACUAAAAGAAACUACAUUUUACCAUGCUACCACCAAAUGGUUCUACCACAAGAAAACACAAAAUAUACAUUUCUACAUACAGUUCAGGCAAUGUUCAAUUCCAUCAAAGUAGCAUUAGAUAUUUUGGUUUGCCACACCUACCGUUGUCAGAGACAGUGAUCUGAUGUCAAAAUUGCACACGUUUAUGAGUUAAAGAAGACAGUGACAUUACGUUGUUUUGCAAUGCAAUGUUUGGGCCUUUUUUGAAGCUCAUCUGGCCCAGUUCUGAUUUAAUCAUUUUCUGAACAGGGAUUUUAAACAAAACCUAUCAACAUCUCAGGUUGCCAAAAGUUGUAAUGAGGAGCCACUGAAUUAGCCGGAAUGUGACCACUUUAGCAGUUAAGCUCUGUUUGGUUGGUAGGUUGGUUGGCAGUAAUGCUUUAUGGCAGUUGGCAUCCAUAAAGUCAUUACUCAUUACUGCCUCCUAUUGGAGCUUCAUAAAAUCAAAAUCACAAUUGGACCUGUUGCAGUAUGAAAAAGUCAGAAUCUCAGUGUUAUGCAGUAGAUAGGGUCUUGGCUCGAUUCUGAACCCCUCUGGACCUAGUCCACUGUAAAUGUGGACUUCUACAAGACCAGGUCUGCAGGUCUUUUCCUUGGCUUUAUGGUGUCAGUUUACUGUUUGUGGUUUUGUGGUUUGAACAUGGAAUUAAUGCUCAUACUUUUAAAUCAUAGCCGAUUCACUGCACAAUAACUAGUACUGCUUUAGGACUGCUUUUUGAGAACCAAUGUAAAUCUUCUAACGUAGCACUGCAUGAAGCCCUGCAACAUCGUUGACUGUCUUGUCAAUUGUUAGGUAUUUAUUCUAAAUCACAUGAAUGUAAAACCGGGGGUUAAAUUGGGAAGUGUUUUGAGUAUCACAACACUUAUUGAGCUCAAUAUACACAAAUGUCUUGACAAACCAAAUAAAAACCCUUAAGAUUCUGUUAUUUCACUGUGUCGAUCAGAUACUGGUUUCUGUCCUGGCUCCCAGUUUAACCCCUGUUGUUAACUCUUUAUACCAGGCCCCUUUAAGUACUUGAAUAGAUUUUCAGAUAGGAUUUUUAGACUUUUGUCGCAAAGAAAAUACCCCUGUAGGACCAAGCGUUCCUCGAAGCUUUAGAUCUCGAGACAUUAUAAAUAAGGAAAUAAAUAGUCUGAACUUGCAAAAACAUACAAAGUACAGUACAGAUAAUUUUGUCACUUUAAUGCAAGUAACUUCAUUAAUUUCUCCCUUUUGACUUUUUCCCAUCUCUGACUGACCCACACACCUUCAUCCCUGUCUUGUCCUCAUCCUCUGUGCUCGGAGACACUUAAAAAACUGAAGUUGGUGCUAAUUUUUGAGGCUCGUCUGAUCCGCUCCAUCUCCCAAGCCCAGUCCUGUUCCCUUGUGUCCCACACUCAUACACGUGCUUAACAUGAGUUCCCCACAAAUCUCUCAGAUGCAUAUUUCUCAUGUCCUGCCUUCAUUUGCCAUCAGACAAAUGAUCCCUUCUAACAUUCCAGAAAGGAGGUCAACAGGCGAGGGCAGACAGAAUUUACAGUCUAUUCUUUCCAUGUGUAGUGUUCCACAGUAAUUGUACAACUUGCAGCUUUUUUCCUGAUAUAGUUUGGUGUUAUUUCUUUUCCUUUCUAUGCCUUUGUCUUUAUCAGGCAUUUUAUUGUAUUUGACGUGUGUAUUUUUUUUUAAAAAAAAAGCAAGUGUGUUGUUGUGCCUUUCGUCAGGUUCAGUUGGUUGGACUUUUGUCUGUCUGCUGCCACUUUUCGACCAGGAUUUUUUAUUUUUCUUGCUCUGCUGCUGGUCAUGAUGACCGGCAGGAAACACUGCCUUCUACCCUGAAAUGUCUCCAGACAAUGGACAAUAGAAUAUCACACUUGCUUGAUAUCUGUAAGUGCAGCUCUGAUUGUAGGUCACAUGCAGCGGACUGUUGAUGUCUUGACAAAAAUUUGUAUCCUGUGCCUGAUUUUCUAAUUUUUAAAGACUUGUUUGAUUUUGAUUUUGUUGUACCUCUAUUUCUGAUGUUCUUCUCAUUUCAGUGGAUACAAAAUUUAUGCAGGAGAUUAACUGUCAGUCAGUAUAUGCACAUGUGUAUCUGAGUGUAUUCCUACCGGAGGAAAAAAGUAAAUUUGUUACGCUAAAGCUUUGCUUAGUAGUGGAUAUCUGGGACAGCAGAAGCAGGAAAAGCAAAAGUUGUUUUUAGAGCAAUGCCUGUUCAUCUCUGUGGUCGUCUAAAUGUUUGAAUAAAGAUAACUGUUUGUUUACUGCAA